This is a messenger RNA of Rhopalosiphum maidis (corn leaf aphid), 3239 nucleotides long. RefSeq names its product nardilysin-like. Lineage: Eukaryota; Metazoa; Arthropoda; Insecta; Hemiptera; Aphididae. The record is from RefSeq and is a predicted model, not a curated record. Gene Ontology annotation, molecular function: metalloendopeptidase activity; metal ion binding. Gene Ontology annotation, biological process: proteolysis.
UAACAAAAUCACAUAUUGUUUUUUAAGUUUUAGACUAAUGUUUUAAUAAAUAUUUUGAUUUUAAAUAACUACUCAAGUGAAGGUUUUGUUAAUAUCUCAUAUUUUUUUUUUUUUAAUUUCAACUUGUAUCUAGUCAAUUAAAAUAUAUUUUAUAUAUUCUACAAUAUAACAUACAUAUGGCUAAUAUAGAGAAGAUUAUAUGCAAAGGUUUAAGUAAUAAGAAAGAUUAUUUAUUGCAUAAAUUAAAAAAUGGUAUGAAAUGUUUGUUAAUAAGUCAGCCAGAUAAUGGAUGUACAACUACUACAAAUAUUAAGCCUGAGAUCAAUAGAUUGUCUGUUACCAGCACAGAUGAAAAUGAUCAUUCAUCAACUGACGAGUCCUAUUCAAGUGAUGAGGAAGAAACACAAAAAGAAAGUGACUCAUUUGCAAUGUCUCUAUGUGUUCAUAAUGGUAGUUUUAGUGAUCCUGUUGAGGCACAAGGACUAGCACAUUUAUUGGAACACAUGGUUUCAAUGGGGAGUAAACGUUAUCCAGCAGAUAAUCAUUUUGAUCGGUUUUUGUAUCGAAAAGCUGGCUAUUCUAAUGCUGAAACUGGAUGUGAAUACACAAAUUAUCAUUUUGAAGUGCCCAUGGAAUAUUCUCAAGAAGCAUCAGAUAUAUUCGCUAGUAUGUUUCAAGCACCUAAAUUAGCAAAAGAAUCAAUAGAUAAAGAAAAGCAAGUUGUAGAUUCAGAAUUUCAAAUGGCUAUUUCCGAUGAUGAUAGUCGUAUACAGAGAUUGAUAUCAAUAUGUGCUGAUAAAGAAAAUCCUGCUGGACAAUUUUUCUGGGGAAAUUUGGAUAGUCUAAAUCAUGAAAAUUUGAACGAAAUGGUAGUAGACUUUUGGAAAAAUCAUUAUUCGGCCAGCCGUAUGACUCUAGCGGUUCAAAGUAAACAACCAACACAUGAAAUGGUUGAAUGGAUUGAUAAUUUAUUUAGUGAAGUACCAACAGAUAAUCAACCACCACCAGUAUUUAAAAUUAGUCAAGAUCCAUUUUGUCCAGAACUUUUUCACAAAAUGUUCAAAAUUGUAUCAGUAAGUUCUACUAAAAGCAUAAUAUUUACUUGGUAUUUACCACCAAUUAUUGAGCUUUACAAAAUUAAACCUUUAGAAUACAUUGCUUGGAUAGUAGGUCACGAGGGUAAAGGGACACUGAUUAAUUAUUUGAGGAAGUUAAACUAUGCGAUGGAACUUGAGGCUGGAGUUGAAGACGACUUUUAUAGUAAUAGUAUUUAUAGUUUAUUUUCCAUAACAAUUGAACUGACUGAUUUAGGCUUACAAAAUGUUAAUGAAAUAAUUGAGUUAACUUUUAGUUAUUUGAAAUUAAUCAAAGAAAAAGGAAUAUCUGAAGAUAUUUUUAAUCAAAUUCAAAUUUUAGCAGAAAAUGACUUUAAUUUUGCUGAAAAUAAAACAGCCAUUAAUCAUGUAAAAGAACUUUCUCAAAAUAUGUUGUGGUACGAUGAAGAAGAUUAUAUAAGUGGUCCAGCAUUACUUUAUGAAUAUUCACCAGAAACAAUUGCAAAGUUUUUAAGCUUACUAACAGUAGAGCGUGUAGCCAUAUUUAUAUUAGCUAAGGAAUUUGAUAACUCUGAUGUAUUUAUUAAGGACCCAAUUUUUGGAACAAAAUAUUUAGCUGAAAGUUUAACAAAGGAAUUAGAAAACAAACUGUCAAAAAUUACACCUCAUCCAUUUUUUAAAAUUCAUAGUGAUAACCAAUAUUUAACCAAAAACUUUUCAAUUUUAUCCCAAAGUACAGACACAAAAUAUCCUGAAAAAGUAUUUGAAAACGAUCAUAUUGAAUUGUGGUACAAACAAGAUAACCAAUUUAAACUACCUAAAAGUUAUAUCAUGUUUUAUUUUAUUACUCAUCUACCUUCAAAAUCACUUGAUAACUAUAUGUGUAUGGAUUUGUUUUUUGAUUCUGUUGUAUUUUUGUUAAAUGAAGAAACAUAUCCUGCAAUAAUGGCACAACUAAAUUACAGUAUAAGAGUAUUUAUAACUGGAUUUGAAUUAGCAUUUAAUGGUUUUAAUGAGAAAUUACCAUUACUUAUAGACAUAGUAAUAAAUUGUUUGAAUAACUAUGCAAGCUUGAUGACUGAGGAAAUAUUUACCAUGAUAAAGUCCAAAGCUAUUAAUAGACUUAAAAAUAAUCAGUAUGAUUUGGACUAUGUUCCAUCUGAUUUAAAAAAUAGUUUAAUUCAAGAUCCUGAUUGGUAUUUAGAUAAACGACUUAAAUAUUUGGAAACCUUGGAGUACAAACAAAUUCUUACAUUUUAUGAACAACUUAACACUUUAUAUUGCAGAGCAUUAAUACAAGGAAAUAUAAAUCAGACCCAAGCUAUUGAAGUUUCAAAAAAAGUUGUAAGUAUGUUAAAUUACCAGCCAUUAGCAAAAGAAUGUUUUCCAACUGUGUUAAUUAAACGUCUCAAUCAAGGUGAUUUCAGAAUAAAAAUGGCAAACUAUAAUCCAAAAGAUAAUAACUCGAUGGCUUAUAAAUAUUAUCAAUUUGAUAAAAAUGAUAUAAAUGAUUCUGUAAAAUAUCAUGUACUACAGUCAAUGAUGGAAGAAUCAGCAUUUGAUGAAUUACGAACAAAACAAUGUCUCGGCUAUGAUGUACAACUAAAUGUAACUGCUACUUACCAUCAUUAUGGAUUUUAUUUUAAAGUGGCACAUCAAAAGAAUAAAUUUGAAACAAAAUAUGUAUUUGAUAGAAUGGACGACUUUUUAAAACAGUUUUGGGAAAACUUUAAUGAUCCGGAUGAAGUUGAUAGUAAAGAUGCAUUAAUUGCAUUAAAAGCAUCGCCUGAUGAUUGUUUAGGACAAGAAUUUAGCAGAAAUAUAAAUGAAAUUCUGGAAGGACGUUUCAAAUUUAAUAGAUUGGAAUUAGAAAUUGAAGCACUAAAUAAUAUGACAUAUGACGAUGUCAAAAAUCUAAAACAAGGGUUUUUAAAUGGUCGGGCAUUCAGUGUUGAAAUUAUCGGCAAUUGUAAUGAAGAAAAUUCGAGUGAUGAAAGUCCGCCUAUUAAAAAAAUGUGCCUAGAAGAAAAUGAAAAUUUUAUAUAUAUUGAAAAUGUUGAACAAUUUAAAAGCACCUUAAAACCCUUUUAACAGAAUUAUUAAUAUAAAUACAUAUUUGUUGUGUUUCUGUGAAAUAUUACUAAUACAAAUAUAUAUUUCUAUAUUUUAUUUAUACCUAUAUAU